Messenger RNA from Betta splendens (Siamese fighting fish), 2256 nucleotides. RefSeq names its product non-homologous end joining factor IFFO1-like. The coding region runs from base 508 to 1485 and encodes 325 amino acids. The transcript is spliced from 2 exons. The record is from RefSeq and is a predicted model, not a curated record. NCBI's taxonomy places the organism in Eukaryota, Metazoa, Chordata, Actinopteri, Anabantiformes, Osphronemidae.
UGUUAACGUUGGCUUAACAAACCUGUUUCAUACCUCUAUUCUAGACUUAAUUUAUUAAUAUACCGUAACUGAAUUCAAACAGCUUUAAAUAAUCUAAUAUAAAUGAUGGAAAUAUUUUUUUGAUUACGUUAAACAACGUGAAAUGUGAGUUGAAUGAUCUUAGAAUAUGAUUAAGUCCUGUUGGUGUGCUUUGCAGCGUAAGACGUAAUCCUGCGCCGUUGCUGGCGUCAUUACGGUAGAAUGCCCCUCUUUUAGAGUCGGUACGGUAACCUACAGCCGCAGUCAUUGACGUGUGUUUAUGUCACAGUUGUGCUGCGACGCUGCUCGACUCUGCUGCUUUCAGCUCGUUGCCCGGUGUUAAAGUUGGACUUUGUUCCGCUGCUGCCAGCUCCUCUGCAUCAAGGUGAUCGUCGACUCCAAACGAGGCUGCUGGGCCUGACUCUCCUCCUGCAGUCAUCGCAUCUGAACGGAUUACCUGCGGAGUGGAAAACGUAGAAGUUUGGGUUCAUGCCGGAUUUCGAGCACUUCAGAUUCUCCUACUCCAGCAUGAAUCCGGUCCUGGGGGAGGGCGCUUUCUUGGGCCCACACCAGCACCACCAGCAGCUGCCGGGCCAGACCGACUCCGCCAUCCCGGACCCCGGCUACUUCCUGGGGGACCACGGGGGCCUCGGGGCGGACGGGCUGCCCGGCCUGGACCUGGGCGCCUUCCCGUCCUCCAGCUUUGCUUACCUGCACCUGAGCAACCCGCUGCACCGCGUCCCCCCGGCGGCCACGGCGCUGCGGAACGACCUGGGCUCCAACAUCAGCGUGCUGAAGACCCUGAACCUGCGCUUCCGCUGCUUUCUGGCCAAAGUGCACGAGCUGGAGCGCAGGAACAAGGUGUUGGAGAAGCAGCUGCAGCAGGCGCUGGAGGGCGGCAGCGGAGCAGACGGGCACCAGAGGCCUCUGAUGAAGGAGAUGGGGGUCCAGACGGGCUUCAUCGGGCCCAUUCCAGGUAGACCGGGUCUGAUCUCGCUCCAGAACGCCAACAACUCGGCCUUCCUGCCUGGAGGCCUCCUCUCCCCAACCCUGAACCCGCUCUACGACAACAAGUACUCACUGGGGAACAACCUCAACCCGUUCUCCGCCUCCACAGACUCCAACUCCAACCUCACCACGCCCUGGUGCUCCUCCAGCCCGGCUCUGAGCCCCAGCGACCCGUCCAGAGCCCUAAUUAACGUCAAUGACAAGUACGGCGUUCACAGUGGGACCAGUACCCACAGCACCCCUCCGCCUCCACGCUUCCUGCCUGCGGCCGUCUGGUCCUUCGGCCACAGCCGCCGGUCUGGCGCCAGCAGGGAGCCGGGCGUCAGCGGACCCGGCGCCUCCUGGACCCACCCGGAGGGCGUGGGAGUCCAGAUCGACACCAUCACGCCGGAGAUCAGGGCUCUGUACAACGUGCUGGCCAAGGUGAAGCGGGAGCGAGACGAGUACAAGAGGAGGUGAGCGUGUGCUCUGCUUUGUGUGUCCUCGCUCAGGUGAUGCAUCACCUGUGUGACCUGAAAUAAUGUGCAACUACACGGUUGUGAGUUUUUCCAUCAGCGGCGCCGAACAAACGCAGGUUCUUAAAAAGCAGGAAGUUUACUCUUGUUGUCUCUUAUUGCUGUCACUCACCACUCGUGACUGUUACACGCCAUGGAUUAACCACAUGCACAACGUUGAGCUGUUCAACCUGAGCUUUUAUUAUAUGCAGCAAAUGCAAACGUCACAGUAGCAACAAAGCACAACCCUGGUUGUUUGCCUCCUGUUCCACCGCUUUAUUCAUCGAUCCCCCUAAAAGCUCAAACAUCGAUUGAGUGGAUGAUAACAAUUUGUCGCUCCCCAGUUUUGGCCCAACGCUCUUAAAGGGGAGGCUCCUGCUAAUCUUUCCCGGGUCACUGAGAGCAUAGCUGGAAAUCAAUGAGCUGCUCUGCUUGGUGGCAGGUUUCUGGCUUCACACGGCUCCAUCAAGCUUUUCUCCUGAGGUCCUCAAAAAAAGUGCAGCAAAAGCUCGGCGUCCAUCGUUGAUGAAUAGAUGCUUGUUUUAGCUGGUUCCAAACAGAAUCUGGCUCAGUGUUUAUCAUCCUACAUGAAAGUCAGCACUUCUUUCAUACACGAUUAUGGUUUGCUCUGUUGUGUAUUGAGCAGGUUUGUGUUGUGGUAUAUGUGAUAGUUUGACCGAACCUUUUUGUGUCUGCACAUUUACAGUGUUCUGUUUGUGUUAGGCUGAAAAGCCCU